GUGAGCACGAGGCAGAGCAGCGCCAACGGGCACCGGGGAGCGUUUGGCCGCACAAACACACACAGCAGAGAGCAGCGAGGCAGGAAGGGACAUGGGGAAUACGAAGAGCAGCGCUCUGUCCAAGGAGCUCCUGGACGAGCUCAAAUCCAACACCAAGUACUCGGAGGCCGAGCUCUGCACGUGGUACCAGUCCUUCCUGAAGGAGUGUCCCAGCGGGAAGAUCAGCAAGGAGCAGUUUGAGGGGAUCUACGCCGGCUUCUUCCCGGACGCAAACCCCACGGCGUACGCGCGGCACGUGUUCCGAAGCUUCGACACCAACGCCGACGGCACAUUGGACUUUAAGGAGUACAUCGUGGCCCUGCACCUCACGUCCGGGGGAAAGACCCUGCAGAAGCUGGAGUGGGCCUUCGCUCUGUACGACGUGGAUGGGAACGGGACCAUCAGCAAAAAUGAAAUCCAAGAAAUAGUUCGGUCUAUAUUCAACAUGAUUCCUGUGGAUGACCAGAAGAACCUCCCUGAGGACGAAAACACGCCGGAGAAACGAGCGGAAAAAAUCUGGACGUUUUUCGGGAAGAAAGAGAACGAUAAAAUCUCAGAGGGAGAGUUCAUUCGCGGCGUGAUGGACAACAAGGACAUCCUGCGGCUGAUACAAUAUGACGAGCCCCAGAAAAUCAAAGACAAGCUGAAGGAGAAGAGGCAAUAGCGCCGGAGCCGACGCCUCCUCCUGAGACUGUGGUACUUUUCCGUUGACAUCAUCACCAGACCGGCUGCUCGCACGCUCCCCUCACGUUUUCCUAUCGCUACAUGGUUUCAUCAAUGCAUCUAGAGAGAAGUGAUUUAUAACAGAAAUGGCGAGUCAAGGCCUGGGUCAUGUUUUGGAUCGUCGUUGCGCCAUGAUGUCAGCCUGUCGGCGACACGUGGCACCGGUUCAAGGAGCCAUGUUAUUCCCACCGCUGGCAGAGAGCGCUCCUCUGGCACCUGUGUCCCGGUUGUAGUUAAGUAAAGACUAAUUAGGAAAAGUAGUCAGUAAUUUGUCACUUUGAUCAGACAUAUCGUCCACAACGCGACCUUCACGUGUGCAGUUCAACAGCGUUUGACUCAACGUACAGUGGUGUAGAGUUCUACGACCGUUACACAACAACGAUCACUUCUCACACACCCGUCCUGACUGUCGGACCGCUUGGACUCAUUCAUCAUGUUGACAGCAAAGAAAGACCAGAUGAGCGCUCCUGAUGAGAGGAAUUAGGCUCAGGUUAACAAUCCACCUGCAUCAGCCAAUCCUAUUAGGAGCUGAAGGUCAGUUGAGACAAGCAGCCUUCUAGUUAGGAUAAUGAGGAGCUUGGCACGAAGAAGGAUUCACUGCCCCGAUGCUGUAUCGCUUUUGUUUUUUCUCAGUUUCUUAGCUUUUAGAGAUGUUAUGGAUGAAAAAGGAAUGUUACAGAGCGUUUAAAGUGAGAGAUAUGCAGUGACAACAUUUGCCUUCUGCCACGUAGAGAAUAGACGCGUCGCCUUUACAAACACAUCAACAAACCUCCUCCUGUGCAAACCUGCUUACGGAGAUUAACUAGCUUGUGUGUUGUGAUACUUAAAGGCAUCCUGUGGAGUUUUCAUACAAACCUAAAGAACCCAAACACUGCCCUGGUAAAGAACACAGGCUUGAGCUGGGUGUUGAUGUGUGACACAGUGGUGACCUGCACUUGCACAAAUAAGAUUACACCCGAAACUUCGCUCAAUACCACCUCUAGUGGCCAAAACUCCACAGGAAACCUUUAAAUUCUGUUUUACUCGCGUUAUGCUAAGAAGUAAAUAUUGUCCCAAAUGUUUUGUGUGUAACCAUUAAGAGGUAAAAAGUAACACAGUGGAUGUUGCACUUUCCAUUUUCAUCUGUUACACAAAACAAGUACUCAUUUUACUGCUGAUUCCCUGCUUAAAAGAAGCAAAUAGCUAAAUAAGCCUCUGAAUAACAAGUGUCAUCACACACAGUGUGAAACGUGAUCGCGAGAGAUACACAUCAACUGGUGCUUUCCUUUUAGCAUCCACGUCUGAGCCUGAUUUCUUUUUAUGAAUUUCAGUAAAUUUGUGUAGUGAAGUCAACUUGCAAUAAAUGUGAUGUUGUUUUGUCCGUGAUGUAAUGUUUAAAUUUGCUACAGCUGAAUGGUUAUACACAACAUUAAUACACUUACAGUACAGUCGUAGCACUUCAAUGUGUCAACCUUUACGGCAAUCUGUUUGCAUUUUCAGCGCGGUAUCACCGGGUUUUAAGCGCAUUGGAGCUGUGUUGCGUCUAUUUGGCCUAUAGGUAUCAUCUACUGUAUGUACAAUUAUCUAAAGACAAAAACAAAAAUAAAAGGUGUAAUAACU
Molecule: messenger RNA, 2361 nt
Organism: Betta splendens (Siamese fighting fish)
Lineage: Eukaryota; Metazoa; Chordata; Actinopteri; Anabantiformes; Osphronemidae
Gene: rcvrna
Product: recoverin a
Exons: 3
Coding region: 92-703 (203 amino acids)
Molecular function (GO): calcium ion binding
Source: RefSeq, a predicted model, not a curated record